AUGAGGCAAAAUGAGUCGAAAGAGCUGUUAAAAAAACAAAAUGAGAGGUUGACAAUGCAAUUAGUAAAGCAGAAUGAAGAAAUAAAAACUAACAAUGAAAAAUUUAAAACAGAGAAUGAAGGAUUGAAAACAAAUAAUGAAGAAUUGAAAACAGAGAAUGAAGAAUUGAAAACAGAAAAUGAAGAAUUGAAAACAGAGAAUGAAGAAUUGAGAGCAGAGAAUGAAGAAUUGAAAACAAAGAAUGAAGAAUUGAAAACUAAGAACAAAGAAUUGAAAACAGAAAAUGAAGAACUGAAACCAGAGAAUGAAGGAUUAAAAACAGUGAACAAAGAAUUGAAGAAAAAAUCGAAAACGCAAAAUCAAGGAUUGAAAACACAAAAUGAAAAAUUGCAAAUAAAAAAUGAAAAAUCGAAGAAAAAUGAAAAAUUAAAUAAUCAGAAAAAGCCGAAAGAUAGACAAUUGAAGGAUAUAAAAAUUCAUAAGCCAGCAUAUUGCUAUAUUGACACUAAUAGGAACAAAAUUCCUCAAAUUUUCUCUUCUCUUAUAUUUAUUUGA
Molecule: messenger RNA, 555 nt
Organism: Racocetra persica
Lineage: Eukaryota; Fungi; Glomeromycota; Glomeromycetes; Diversisporales; Gigasporaceae
Source: the annotation of a GenBank genome assembly